Hyla sarda is the source of this 5932-nucleotide messenger RNA. RefSeq names its product leucine rich repeats and immunoglobulin like domains 2 (gene LRIG2). Bases 151 to 3402 code for a protein of 1083 amino acids. The transcript has 19 exons. Lineage: Eukaryota; Metazoa; Chordata; Amphibia; Anura; Hylidae. Gene Ontology annotation, molecular function: protein binding. The record is from RefSeq and is a predicted model, not a curated record.
GCUCGUCUGUGUUGCUGCAGGCGGUACUACGGGUAGCUUGGGCGAACUGGCGAUUACUGGGCCGCAGGAUCCCGUCUACGUUUCCCGCUUGUUAUCGGGACUGACUCCGCCGCUGUGAGGGCCCCGGCUGAGGAGCCGGAGGGAGAGAAGAUGGCGCUUCUUGUGUGGCUGGGCUCGGCCAUUCUCCUGCUAGCGACUGUGGCUUCCGCGGCCUCGGACCCUUCUUGCCCGGCUCCCUGCGUGUGUGAGGGCAGAAUGCUGGACUGCAGCCGGAGGAGACUGGGCCGGCUCCCUGCAGCGCCGCUACCCGAGGGCAUCACCAGCCUGGAGAUCAGCCACAACUGGUUGACUUUAUCCAACAGCAGCCUGGUGCCCGAAUUAUAUUCUCUGCAGGAAGUGAAAAUGAAUUAUAAUGAAUUAACUGCAAUUCCCCAUCUUGGAGAACCAACCGCAAACAUCACACUCCUCUCAUUGGUACAUAAUAAAAUUUCUGAACUGAAUGGAGAUUUGCUUCAGCAGUAUCUAUCUUUGGAAACCUUGGACCUCAGCUCCAAUCUCCUCACUGAAAUAAAAAGCAUGUCCUUCCCACGAAUUCCUUUAAAGCAUUUGAACUUGAGCAACAACAGAAUUACAACUUUGGAAGUUGGUGCUUUUGACAACUUAUCUGGAUCCUUACUAGUUCUGAAGCUAAACCGUAACAAAAUCAGUGUGAUUCAACCUAAAAGUUUGAAACUUCCAAAUCUGCAGCACCUUGAAUUGAGGCGGAAUCGGAUUCAGAUUGUGGAGAGUCUGACUUUUCAAGGCCUGGAUUCGCUGAAAUAUUUAAAAAUGCAGAGAAAUGGAAUUAACAAGCUAAUGGAUGGUGCUUUUUUUGGACUGGACAACAUGGAACAACUAGAGUUAGAAUAUAAUAAUGUCACAGACAUUAACAAAGGCUGGCUAUAUGGAUUGCGAUCGCUACAACAACUUUAUAUGAGUCAAAAUGCAGUCAAUCGGAUUAGCCCAGAUGCUUGGGAGUUCUGCCAGAAUCUCUUGGAUCUAGACCUGUCGUACAACCAGUUAAUCCGAUUGGAUGAGUUUGCAUUUACUGGACUUGACUCACUAGAAAAACUGAACCUGGGGGAUAACAGAAUAAAUCAUAUUGCAGAAGGAGUAUUCAGAGGACUUGCAAAUCUUGUGACAUUGGACCUGCGAAACAAUGAAAUCUCCUGGGCUAUUGAGGAUUCCACUGAAGCGUUUGCUGGACUUUCCAAGCUACAUACCCUUAUUUUGCAAGGAAACAAGAUUAAAUCCAUCACAAAAAAAGCUUUUACUGGUUUGGAUUUGCUGCAGCACCUUGACUUGAGCAAUAAUGGGGUUAUGUCAUUGCAAGAUGAGGCUUUUGCACAUAUUAAACUCCAAGAGUUAAUCCUGAACACCAGCAAUUUGCUUUGUGACUGUCAGCUGAAGUGGUUUCCCCAGUGGCUAAUAGACAGUGGUUUACAGAAUUCAGUAAAUGUGAGUUGUGCCCAUCCUGAUUGGCUGUCCGGGCGUUCUCUGUUCAGCGUGGAUUCUGGAGCUUUUAUCUGUGAUAAUUUUCCAAAGCCACAAAUCAAAGUUCACCCAGAAACUACAGUGGCACUGAAGGGAAUGAAUGUGACUCUUACAUGUGCUGCGGCCAGCAGCAGUGACAAACCUAUGUCUACGGCAUGGAGGAAAGACAGUGAAAUCUUGUAUGAUGCAAAGGUGGAAACCUUUGCCAGGUAUCAAAAACAUGGGUCCGAGGUAGUGGAGUACACAACCAUUUUGCAUCUCUUCAAUGUGAAUUUUACAGAUGAAGGAAAAUACCAAUGUGUUAUUACUAAUCACUUCGGCUCCAAUUAUUCCAGUAAAGCUAAACUCACAGUUAAUGAAAUGCCCUCGUUUCUUAAAACUCCAAUGGACUUAACAAUCCGCACUGGUGCCAUGGCACGUUUAGAGUGUGCAGCAGACGGUCACCCAACGCCACAAAUUGCUUGGCAGAAAGAUGGUGGGACAGAUUUUCCUGCAGCCCGAGAGCGCCGCAUGCAUGUUAUGCCAGAAGAUGAGGUCCUGUUCAUUGUCAACGUCAAAAUUGAAGAUAUGGGGCUUUACAGCUGCACAGCACAAAAUGCUGCAGGAAGCAUAUCUACCAAUGUCACACUUACAGUAUUAGAAACUCCCUCUUUUAUAAGACCACUGGAAGACAGAACAGUUGCUCGUGGGGAGACGGCUGUAUUGCAGUGUAUAGCAGGAGGAAGCCCAGCUCCUCGCCUGAACUGGACCAAAGAUGAUGGGCCACUGAUGGUAACAGAGCGGCACUUCUUUGCUGCUGCAAAUCAGCUUCUCAUUAUUGUUGAUGCAGGCCCAGAGGAUGCUGGGAAGUACACAUGCAGCAUGUCUAAUACCUUGGGAACUGAGCGAGGGCACAUCAAUCUAUAUGUCUUGUCAUCACCUAACUGUGAUUCAUCCCAAACAAUCAUUGGCUAUGAAGAAGAUGGGUGGACUACUGUUGGGAUUGUGAUAAUCGUGGUUGUCUGCUGCGUAGUGGGGACAUCAUUAGUCUGGGUGAUUGUUAUAUACCAUAUGAGAAGAAAAAGUGAGGAUUACAGUAUAACCAAUACAGAAGACCUGAAUCUACCUGCUGACAUCCCCAGCUACCUGUCUUCACAAGGAACCCUGUCUGAACCACCAGAAGGAUAUAGUAACUCUGAGGCUGGCAGCCAUCAGCAACUCAUGCCUCCUGCCAGUGGCUGUGUUCAUAAGGGAACAGAUGGAUUGUACGUUGAUACCGGUAGUGAGGCAGAUGCAGAAAUCCUAAAUUCGCAGUAUGCUUCUAAUCUCCAAAAUGGUAGAAUACAGCAAUUAUAUGGUCGCAGUAAUGGCUUACAUCCAGUAGACAGAAGGGACAGCCUUCCUGUUCCAGGUGCUGGUCAGCUUAUGAUCUGUUCUGACUGUUAUGACAAUGCCAACAUCUACUCAAGAACCAGGGAGUUCUGUCCAUACACAUACAUUACAGAGGAGGACCCAAUGGACCACACAUUGUCCAGCAUAAUAGCCCCGAUUCCGAAAGAUACUUUUCCACACCAUUCACAUGACAUGACCACAUCUGCUGCUGACAUGUCUGCAUUCCUACCCAGCUACGACAGAAAGGACUGUGCAAAACCCAUCUGUGAUUCAUUUCCCUGUCAGUCUUGGAGUUUAAAGAAAGAUGACAACCUUCCAACAGCACAACCUCACUUCUGUCACCAUCCUAUACAAGUCCACGAGAAAAGCUUAAAUGAAGGGGCUCCUUUAGUCAAGGCAGAAGAGCGCCCCCUUCCGAGACCUUGCACAAGGUCAUAUGACCAGGACUACAACCUGGGCAGGACUCUUAAUAUUGAUGAUUACAAGGAGACAACUUAAUGAGACCAAAGGAAUCUGCAAGUCAGCUGACUUUGUAUUGACUACCUCAGAAUUGAAUCAGUGGCCAAAAAGUGCUACAAUGGGUUUGUUUACAAACACAUUAAUGGACCAAUGCAAAUAUCCUCUGCAUCAAACUGCAGCAGGAGCAACACUAUGUAGCUUGGACCGGUCCUUACUUGAGCACUUCUACAGACUGAUGGAAACAGGAUGGUUAUGUGGCAUCCUAACAUUUGAGUAAACUAAAGAGCAUAAGCAUUUUUCCAAGUUCUAUUGUUACUAUUGCAGGUGGAUCCAUUUAUAACGUUUGCAAAUAUUUUGUGACUAUGCUUAGAUGCAAGCAUGUACCUGCACACCAUUACUGAGAAAUCCGCAUAUACAUGUAGCACAGUUGGAAAUACAUAACUGUGCUUAUUAUAAAGGCUCUAGAAAGUUACAUCUGUGAAUGUUGAAGCAGAAAGUAAGUAGAGACAUUCCAAGCCUAACCUAUAGACUGUAUAGGUUAAUAUUUUUAGACCACCCAAGAGAUCAGACAUUUUUCUAGGCCUUUAUGGAAACUUGGUAAAAAGUCCAUUGCAGUCAUUCACCCAUUGCUUUAUUAGCAUCAGCUGAAUGAUGAACCUGACAGAUUAGUUGCAUGCAGCGCCUACAUGUGGAGAAUCAAAUUGAUGCAUUAUUCUGUAGCUUCGUGACCAAGGAUUGCAUUUAUAAUCAGUAAUGUUAACAAUGUCCAUGACAUUUAUUACCAUGAUCAGAUUUUAUUAUGCAACAAUCCAAGCAUACAUUCUUUCCUUUUGUGCCACUACAAAGAAAGUAUGCAUUCAUAAUUGAGGGGAAAUAGAAAUAAUUCCUUUGUGACGGAAUGUAUUUUGUUAAUGUCCCCGAUCUUUUUUUCUAAGACAAUUUCUUCUGUUCCAGCUGAACUGUAAUGUCUGUGAUGCUCACCCAGCCUGUCAUUUUGUCUAGCCGUCUUUUUAGAUUGUCUCCCUGAUACUUUAUAGUCAUUUUUGUUGUUUUUAUUAUGAAUCUAAUAGGGGAUUUUUUCAGUUUCUGCAUUGCAAUCAUCCAUUACAUGUAACAAUGUGUAAUAUAUUCCAGAAGCAGAUUAUUCAGAUUCCACAUAACUACUAAAAUAAUGCUUGUAUUGGUUUACAUUUGGUUAUUUUCUCCUAGAACACCAAACCUCCAAGGGGUACUCCCCUGGAAAAUUAUUAUAAUUAUUAUUAUUUUUUUUAAUCAACAGGUGAAUGAUAAUUCCCCAGUACUUAUCAGCUGCUGUAUACAGAGGGAGUUCUUUUCUUUUUGAGUUUUCUUUCUGUCUGACCACAAUGCUCUCUGAUGACACAUCUGUCCAUUUUAGGAACUGUCCGGAGCAGGAUAGGUUUGCUAUAGGGAUUUGCUACUACUCUGGGCAGUUCCUAAAAUGGACAGAGAAGACAGCAGGGAGCACUGUGGUCAGACAGAAAGGAAAUUCAAAAAGAAAAUAACUUCCCCUGGAACAUACAGCAGCUGAGAAGUACUGGAAGGAUUAAGAUUUUUAACCCCUUAAGGACUCAGCCCAUUUUGGCCUUAAGGACUCAGACAAUUUAAUUUUUACGUUUUCAUUUUUUCCUCCUCGCCUUCUAAAAAUCAUAACUCUUUUAUAUUUUCAUCCACAGACUAGUAUGAGGGCUUGUUUUUUGCGUGACCAGUUGUCCUUUGUAAUGACAUCACUCAUUAUAUCAUAAAAUGUAUGGCGCAACCAGAAAACACUAUUUUUGUGGGGAAAUUAAAACGAAAAACGCAAUUUUGCUAAUUUUGGAAGGUUUUGUUUUCACGCCGUACAAUUUAUGGUAAAAAUGACGUGUGUUCUUUAUUCUUAGGGUCAAUACGAUUAAAAUGAUACCCAUUAUUAUAUACUUUUACUUUAUUGUUGCGCUUAAAAAAAAUCACAAACUUUUUAACCAAAUUAGUAUGUUUAUAAUCCCUUUAUUUUGAUGACCUCUUUUUUAUUUGAUGAACUUUUUUAUUUUUCCGUAUAAGUGGCGGUAUGGGGGCUCAUUUUUUGUGCCAUGAUCUGUACUUUUUUUUGAUACCACAUUUGCAUUUAAAAAACUUUUAAUACACUUUUUAUAAUUUUUUUUUAAAUAAAAUGUAUUAAAAAAGUAGGAAUUUUGGACAUUUUUUAUUUUUUUUCGUUCACGCCGUUCACCGUACGGGAUCAUUAACAUUUUAUUUUAAUAGUUCGGACAUUUACGCACGCGGCGAUACCAAAUAUGUCUAUAAAAAAUGUUUUUUACGCUUUUUGGGGGUAAAAUAGGAAAAAACGGACGUUUUACUUUUUUAUUGGGGGAGGGGAUUUUUCACUUUUUUUUUACUUUUACUUUUACAUUUUUUUACAUUUUUUUUUACACUUGAAUAGUCCCCAUAGGGGACUAUUCAUAGCAAUACCAUGAUUGCUAAAACUGAUCUGUUCUAUGUAUAGGACAUAGAACAGAUCAGUAUUAUCGGUCAUCUCCUGCUCUGGUCUGCUCGAUCACAGACCAGAGCAGGA